This is a messenger RNA of Gigantopelta aegis, 1234 nucleotides long. RefSeq names its product indolethylamine N-methyltransferase-like. The record is from RefSeq and is a predicted model, not a curated record. Gene Ontology annotation, cellular component: cytosol. The transcript is spliced from 4 exons. Gene Ontology annotation, molecular function: N-methyltransferase activity. The coding region runs from base 134 to 919 and encodes 261 amino acids. NCBI's taxonomy places the organism in Eukaryota, Metazoa, Mollusca, Gastropoda, Neomphalida, Peltospiridae.
GACCUUGGUUUUCAUAUGGUUACUGCACACCACGGUAUAUCUGAAUGCUGUCGGCUGUCCACUGUUAUAGUACACACGACAGAGUGUUGGAGGAAUAACAGCACACCAGGUAGGCUUGUUUUAGUGCACAUCGAUGGAGAACCAGCUGCUGAAAGGAGAAGACUACAGCACCGUGUUCGAGCCUCUGGUGUACCUGGCUAACUAUGUGAGAGACAUCACGGGGCACGAAGACCAGGGACACUUCAUGAAGUUUGCCAUGGACGCGUUUCAUAAAGCAUUCUCAAAGGCAAACACGAAAGGCAGGCGGCUUCUAGAUGUGGGAACUGGACCAAGUAUUCAUUCUGUGAUCAGUGCCAGUAAGCACUUUGACGAGAUCUACCUCAGUGACUUGUCCACGCGGAACUUGAAGGCCCUGGCGGAGUGGAAGAACGGGACCCUGCAGCACAGCUUUCACACAUUCUUCCAGUAUGUCGUAGAGAAAGAAGGAGAAGGCGAGGAUGCCACUUCAAGAGAGGAGGAAAUGAGAAACAAAGUCAAAGAUAUAUUAUUUGUGGAUCUGCUUUCGGAUACUUGGUCAGAGCUGUCCUCCAAGCAGCCUUACGAUGCUGUAGUGACGUCAUUGUGUCUGGAAGCGGUCGCUCCCAGUACGGAAAUAUACAAGUCCAUAGCGGGGAAAAUAGUCGCUUUACUGAAGCCAGGUGGCGUUCUUGUCGUCACGGGUGUUUUGGGACAGUCCUUUUAUAUAGUAGGGGAUCAUGAAUACUACUGCCUAUCUAUUAAGGAGCAAGACAUUAAGUCCGUAUGGACAGGCUGUGGUUUAGACAUAGAACUCUGGGAGUGGAAUCCAAACAACGAUAGACGUCCUGGAAAGAGAUCCGAUUAUGAAGGAAUCUUUUUAAUGAUGGCAAGAAAAAAGUAGUAAGCCGUUGGCAUGAUGUCGUUAUUUAAAUAUGGGCAUAUGCAAAUGAUGACCGUUCUUUGCUGGGAUCACAUACAGCGGACAGUUGUGGCAUAUAAUGACCAUGCACAACACUAUUUAUUUGGGAUAACGAACAAGUUUUUCCUCUUUCAGACAUUAUACGUAAUUUGUUGUCGAUACUUGUAUUCUAGGACAUUUGUGGUCCUAAAAAAAAGUUUGUUUUGUUUAACGAAACUACUAGAGCACAUUGAUUUAUUAAUCACCUGCUACAUUUUUCCAUUAGUAGCAAGGGGUCUUUUAUAUGCAUAUCCCAUA